Trichomonas vaginalis G3 is the source of this 3021-nucleotide messenger RNA. RefSeq names its product E3 ubiquitin-protein ligase trip12 family. The record is from RefSeq and is a predicted model, not a curated record. Gene Ontology annotation, biological process: proteasome-mediated ubiquitin-dependent protein catabolic process; protein polyubiquitination. The coding region runs from base 1 to 3021 and encodes 1006 amino acids. The transcript has a single exon. Lineage: Eukaryota; Parabasalia; Trichomonadida; Trichomonadidae. Gene Ontology annotation, molecular function: ubiquitin protein ligase activity.
AUGGGAGGAACUCAAAGUACAGUAAAAUCUAGCCAAGAAGAACCUAGCAGUUCACAAUCUUCUGUUUCGGAAGACCAAAGCACUGAAGAAAUAGCAGCUCUUGAAGAAUUAGAUUCAAUUUGGAAUGAUGAUUCUCUGACUGAUGCAAGCAGAAAAUCUAUUUGUGAGCUUCUAAUAUCAAAUAUUAAACAAGAACCAGAUAAAUCUUUAAGGAAUUUUGAUUUAAUAACAAAAAAGCACAAAUUAAUCAACCUUUUUAAAACAGACGAUCCAAGAACCUUAGGGUCUAUUUACAAUUUAUUCAUUUCGAUCCUAAAAUUAGCAACAAAAGAAAAAGAUUCAAAAAAUGCUAUAAUUUGUGGAAAUAUUUUAUGUGAAACAAUACCAGAUUUCUUUAGUAAAUUAGAACUAACAGAUUUUAUUACUCAAAAGGAGAUUCUUUCUCAACUUUGUACAAUUACAAAAAAUUUUCCUCACUCCAUAUUUGUUUCCAUCUCUCAUUCAAUUAUAAGUUUAUUUAAUAGCCAGGAUGAGUGCGUUUCCAGGAUGUCAACUGUGAUUUUUCAAAACAUUUCAAGCAGAAAUGAUCAGAAUGCAUACAUAAAAGAUUUUCAAGAUCUUUUUAAGGUAAUAAACAACUCUACAAGUUACAGCAUCAUAAAUUUCGUUUUCGAACAACUCAAUAAUAUUUUAACAUUUUCAUCUUCAAAACAUUCGAAUAUUUCGCUCAAGAGCCUCAAUAUUAUCGGUCUGUUGCAACGAUACAAGUAUAGUUCUUUAUUUGCUGAAAAUAUAAUCCAAUUUUCUUCACAUUUUUUCUCUCUUUGUGCCUCUAAGGUAGACAAUGACUCACAGAGUAUUAUUAAGGAAUAUAUUCAAUAUGUUGUCGAUAAUUUUUAUAAUAUUACACCUGAAAUUCUUGAUCUUUACACCAAAUACGAAAUGAACAUCCCUAUCAUGGAAAACAGACUUAUAUCAGAGCUGUUAUCAGGAAAACUUAUUGAUAAACUCACUCUGAAAAAUUCAAAUGCAAUUUUUUCGGAUUUUUCAAUAUUAAAUCAUAUUCUAGCAGUUGAUUAUGCAACUGAUCUUCCCAAAGAAUUCUUUGCAAAGUUUCCUUCUUUAGAAAAAUAUACAAAAGAAAUUGAAUUCAAAUUUGAUCCGAAAUCAAUAUUAAGCUUCAAGAAAUUGAUGAACAUCAAAGAUAUAUCACCAUAUUUGAUGUAUAAAUCCGGUGUUUUCGAAGAGAUUCUUGAAUUUUUGAGUCAUCAAAAUGAUAAUCAUAUUCAUUUCAAUGAUGAAGCCGAACUUUUAAGGAAAUAUUGUAUUGAACUUCUCAGAAUACUUCCAUUUCCGGAGCCAAAUGAUCCAUUUCCUUCAGACAAUUUAGAUCAAUUUCUAAAUAAGGAAUUAACUAUACGUGUGAAGCAUGAAAACCAGAUUAAACAGUUCAUUGUUCCAAUUUAUUCAACAUUAUAUGAAAUAGAGGCAGAAGUUAACAACACUUUCAAUGGAAUUUCAGAAGAUCCAAUUGAUUUAAAGAAAAGCCCAUAUACAGAGCAUUUUGAAUUCCCUACAUAUAAAAAUAACCUUCUGUAUAUAUCAACAGUCCAUAUGUUGGCCAAAAAUCCUCUUUACAAACUGUAUUGUUUUACAAUUGGUCGAAACUUUUAUAUUACAAAGCAAAGUUUAGUGCAUGCUUUAGUAGAUAGUGCUGAAGACUACCACGAUAUCGAAAAAGAUCUAAUUCUUGAAACGCAAACGAUAAAAGGAAAAAUUUCCGAUCAAUCUCUUUCAAAACAGUUUAUUUGUGAUAAAUUAGAAAUUAUAUUCGCCAUUUUGAAAGAGCUUUAUCGUUUACAUCCUUCACAAGAAUUCCAAGAUGAAUUUAUCAUAAAAAGAGUUGAUUUCUUGCUUAAGAAGUACUUGUCUGGUACACUUACACGUUGUUCAUAUGUUCCUUGGAUAGUUUAUCGAUAUCCGUUUAUGUUUCCUUUCGAAUUGAAAUAUAUCUCAUCUGUAAUCUUGAAUAACUCACUCCAUUAUGGUGCAGAUGUCUUUUCCUUAUAUAUGUAUGGUAAACACUGCAGAGAUAUUGGAUUGAAACUCAAAAUUGACCAAAGAUCAAAUUCUCUUGAAGGAAUUGGCAAUAUUUUGGUCUCAAUCUAUUCACUUCCUCACUUCAGUUUCGACAUAUAUUUCGAUAAAUGUCAUAUGAGUUACCAAAGAUUCAUGUACAAUUAUGGAAAAUUAUAUUUCGAAAAUAAAAUCAAGAACUCGGUAUUGAAUCUUAAAGUAUAUAGGGACACAAGCAUGGUGCACUUAUAUCCACCAGAAGAAGAAAAUGAGAAAAAGUCAAUAAUAGGAUUAGGCGUAAUUGUUGGAAAAUCACUCAUUUUCGGAACAACAUUACCAUUUAAAUUACACUCAGCGUUGUUUGAUGCUAUUAAUGGCCAUACAUUACUAUUUUCAGACGUAGAUGAAUUAUUUGCAAAUAAAAUGAUAGAAGAUGAGUUUUUCAACAAGUCAUUUACUUACCCUGAUGAUUCUGCAAGAACCCUUGCUGAUGAUUUAUAUAUUUCUGAUUCAAAUAUGGAAAUGUACCGAGAAAAAGUCAAAUCUUAUACUUGUGGCGAGCUUUACAUGACAGCUGUUGAAGAAUUUAAGACUGGACUCAAGAAAGCAAUAGAUAUUUCAACUUUAUCUCCUUUCUCUGGAAAAGAGUUAUCAGAUUUGUUGUUCGGAGGAACAGGACCAUUCGAAAAAUCUGAUUUGGAAAAUUUGAAUAGAGAAAUGAUCGACGACCAACAAUUCCAAGCUUUUUCUAAUUUUAUGAUGAACGCGAAUGCAGAGCGCAUUUCCCAGUUCUUGAAGGAUUUGGUUGGAGCUCCGAACGUUCCUUUCAACAAGUUAUCGAUGGUAAGACCAAAGAUUCAGUUGUGCACUGGAGAUGAGUUGUUUUCAGAUGAUUUCAAUAAUAAAUUAACACUUCCAAAGAAUGUAACUCCUGACAUGUUUUGA